AUGGUAUGCGCGGAAUUCCAUUUCCUGCUUGUAUGGCAAGGUAAGUCCUAAAGUCUCAAGUUUCCAAGAAGGUUGAGAUGUAUUUCAGGCAACCACGUGACCUGUUCGCUUUCUUGAUUUAAUAGGAGAAAACAAAUACAAACGAGUUUUAGGGUUGAAGGAAGAGUUCACUAGUAGGGCGGAAUAUCUAGUGAAUCCUCAAUUCCAAGACACCUGGAAACAGGGAACCCCUCUGGUAGUCGAACAUAUUUUCGCGUUGCAUUUGAAUUUUGACAUAAUGCCCACACGUCCCUUUUGCAAACUAACUUGUAUAUCUUUGAUACAUACUAUAUCGCUGAAGAUAUACUAAACAGACACACACAAUCUUGGUUAGGUGCACACCAAAAAACCUCAACUAGCCAGAAAUGGAGACAAAAGUGCAACAACAUUCUCAGGAAGGAGAAGAAAUGGAACAUGGCUAUAUUCCAAUUGCCUUGGAUAUAUCUGGAGAACAAACAAUACGUACCGCAGCCGAGAACCUUCCUUCUCCUGACGAACUAGGUGAAGUUCAAGCCCCACGCCAUACCGAAUUCGAAAACCUGAUCCACCAAUCCAGGGAACUCGAUUUUGCAGAUCUUAUUAAGCAUGUUGACGAACUCGUUCAAGAUAUAAGAAGUCCUGGAUUCGGCAACUCCACACUGCGUGCCACAACAAGUGACGAGACAAUAAACAACCCCUUAAGCGAGCCGUUGGUCAAGCCGUACCCUUCAAAUACACCACACACCGAAGGUUCGUCCGAAAGUCCAGAGAUGUUAUAUCCGACAGUUUAUUCCUCCCGUAUCGAAGGAGCAGAAGAGAAAGGUCGGAUUAGUGGCGAAGAAGGAAAUUGUGGAUGAAGGAGUGGAAUCUGAUGAUACCAUCAAGGCCGUGAAACAAAAUGCCGUUUCUCCUGCCCUUCUGAGGACUCGGGUCAGAAGUGGAACACAUUAUAAAGCAAAACCAUAUGGACUAGGACUAACCAGAGAUGAGGAUAUCUCAGGGAUUCAAGGUGAAGGAGAAACAAUCGGGCUCGUCCCAAUCCAUGAAGGAAUCGAUACUGAUAAUCAGGAUGGUGGAGGAGAUGCACGAUCUCUUUUCGCAAGAUUAACACUCGGCAAUCCUAUCCCCAAAUUUGACUUUCCAACCGAGAAAAUCAAACCUACAAGAAGGGCGAGACAGAGACAAGGAGGUGGCUACUAUGGAAUGGCAGUAGGAUAUCAAGAUAAAGAAGGUCAGAACUUGGGUGGCAUAUACCCGACGAAGGGUAACGAGUGGAUGUUUGAGGAUAGCAGCGAUGGGGAAGAUGAGGAAGACAAGAAGGACUCAACACGUAUAGGCUUGGGGAUUAUAGGUGCGGGCUUGGAACAAAGUUGGGUCAAAGAUGGAGGCUGUAGUCACUCAGAUUGCUCCAGUAAAGGGCCAGAACCAAUUGUCAAAGAAGCUAGGAAAUUGAGAAAGAAGCUGGUAAAGAGAUAA
Messenger RNA from Hymenoscyphus albidus, 1494 nucleotides. The record is from the annotation of a GenBank genome assembly. NCBI's taxonomy places the organism in Eukaryota, Fungi, Ascomycota, Leotiomycetes, Helotiales, Helotiaceae.